Molecule: messenger RNA, 756 nt
Organism: Diorhabda carinulata
Lineage: Eukaryota; Metazoa; Arthropoda; Insecta; Coleoptera; Chrysomelidae
Exons: 4
Coding region: 76-756 (226 amino acids)
Source: RefSeq, a predicted model, not a curated record
AUAAAAAGGACCGAGGUGCGAGGGUUGGUGUUGCCCUUACCCCUCGAAAUUCAACCAACGCCGUUACUGACUACUAUGCUAAUUGCACAUUUCAUCCGAGCCCUUAUUGCGGUGCUUGGAUUAGCCGCUGUGGUCAUUCCAGUCGCUUGCAACGAGUAUUUCAACGAAACUCACGACGUAUUCUACGACUUCUAUCGCCACAAACGAGGUGUUAAUAAACAAAACAGGCGUAAUCCUCACGUUCACGAAGUCGAAGUCGAGCCAAACGUAGUAGAAGACCACCAGCAUAAUCACUUAAACAAAAAAACACAUCAUCAUAAAAAUAACGCACACCUCGAAGCAUAUCAUCAACCUCCUAAUAAGACUGGAGAGUGUUGUCCAACCGUUGCAGAAAGAGUUGAACCAACAGGAGGUUCCAAUCCGCAAGGUUUGCUAGUUGAACUGUAUCAGGAUCCCAAUUAUAAACAGAGAUUUUACGAGUUAUCCUGCCAUCCAUACGUUUUGGACAAGCCCUGCAAUUUUAUUAAUAAAAGAAAUCACAAUUCUAGAUGUGUACAGAUGUAUAGUUUCACAUACGCCCUUGUUAAAAAUACUGACAAUAAAACUAAUUUGUUUCCGAUGUUUCCCCUUCAUGAAGAUGGUGGCGCCACUUAUACUUUAGACUAUAUCAAGGUGAGAAGUGGGUGUAGUUGUGAAGUGACUGUUAAAAAGAAACGCAAGAAAAAAAAUAAUAGAGGCGGUGUGGACAAUAGUUAA